AUGACCUCUGUUCGUCCUCUUCCUUCAAUCUUACGUUUCAAUCAGCUUUUCGCCGCCAUUGUUAAACUGAAGCACCUUCAACCACAUUCCAUCAUUAUCUCUCUCUUCGCCCACCUCCAUUUUUGUGGUAUUCGACCCGAUAGGCAUUCAUUGGGUAUUCUUGCCAAUUCUUACUGCCAUUUGGGUCGUAUCGAUUUCGGGUUUUCUCUCCUUGGUAAACAAAUUAAAGUCGGGUAUCCGCCCGAUUGUGUUACCCUUACCACCUUAAUCAAUGGCUAUAUCAAUAAUGAUAAGCUCCCACUAGCUGCUCAAUUGUUGGAUAAAAUUGUCGGGUUAGGUUUCGAACCGGACAUUGUCACCUAUGGUGCUAUAUUCAAAGGGCUUUGUAGGAUCGGCGACAAUGCCGGUGCUCUUGAUUUGCUUGAGAGAAUGCAGUCUGGAGGGCGUUGUAUGCCGAACCUUGUUAUAUACAGUACUGUAAUUGAUAGUCUCUGUAAAGAUAUGAUGUUACAAGAGGCUCUGAACUUGUUUUCUGCUAUGAAAAACGAGGGCAUUCAACCUGAUGUUAUCGUUUAUAACUCGUUGAUUCGAGGUUUGUACCAUUGUGGAUACCGGGAUGAGGCUAAGCUUAUGUUGAAUGAGAUGUUGGAGGACAACAUUGCACCAACUGUUGAGACUUACAAUCUGUUGGUUGAUGUGUUUUGUAAAGACGGGAGUGUUGAUGAAGCACAUGCUGUUCUUCGGCUCAUGAUUGAUAGUGGCGAGGCUCCGAAUAUCAUUACUUACAAUGCUUUUCUUAACGGUUAUUGUUUGCGUGGUCAGAUGAAUGAUGCGAAAAAGCUUUUCAUGGCUAAGAAUAGUUGUGAGCCUAAUGUUGUCAGUUUUAAUACUGUGAUUAAUGGAUAUAUCAAACUUAAUUUCAUUGACAAGGCUGUAAACAUAUUCCAGGAAAUGUAUCGGAAAGGGAUGACACCAAAUGUUGUUACCUAUAAUACUCUUAUUGAUGGAAUGUGCAAAGCUGAUAAACUCCCACUUGCACGGCAGUUGCUCUUGGAAAUGCAAGCUCGUGGAGUUGCUUCAGAUGUUUUCACGUAUGCUUCAUUGCUUGGUGGCCUAUGCAGAAGUGGCCGGCUUGAUGAGGCAGUAGCAUUGCUCGAAAAUAUGGAGGUUAAUGGUGUCAAGCCUAAUACUGUUGUGUACAAUAUCUUAAUUGACAUCUUCUGUGAAUCUGGACGCGUUAAAGAUGCUGAAAAUAUCUUCUGUCAUCUUCUGUCAAAGGGUCUACAGCCUGAUUGUAUAACAUACAAUAUAAUGAUUAAAGGCUUCUGCAAGAAAGGAUUAAUGAAUGAAGCUGAUGAUUUAUUGAGGAAAAUGGAGGAAGACCGUUGUUUCCCUGAUGAUAUUACCUAUAAUACAAUCAUCAGAGGCUAUAUUCUCAGUCACGGCUUGUCAAAGGCAUUAUACUAUCGUGAUCUUAUGAUUUCUGCUGCGCGAUGCCAUCCUCCUAGCAAAGUGGGUUGUCUUGAUCCCAGCAAUUAUUGUACCAAUUUUGUUCUCAUGGCAUUACUUGAAGAUAUGGAGGAUAAAGGUAUUAGGCCUGAUAUUGUCACUUACAAUAUCCUAAUGGACAGCUUGUGUGAGGCUGGGCAACUUGAAGAUGCAGCAAAAUUCUUCUCUGAUCUUGUGUUAAAGGGUCUGCAGCCUAGUAUUAGGACAUACAAUAUAUUAGUUAAAGGCUUUUGCAAGAAGGGAUUAAUGAAAGAAGCUGAUGAAGUGUUGAGGAAAAUGGAGGAAGAUAGUUGUUUACCAAAUGCUAUCACCUAUAAUAUGGUCAUCAGAGGAUAUAUUCUCAGUAAUGACUUCACAAAAGCAUUAUACUAUCAUGAUCUUAUGUUAAGCAAGGGGUUUGAAGCUAAUGCAGACACUUUCACAUUAUUUGUUGACCUCUUAUCUUCUGAUAAGUUAAAUGUUUCGUCUAAGGGUCUGCUUCAGAAGUUCCUAGAAUGA
This is a messenger RNA of Chenopodium quinoa (quinoa), 2007 nucleotides long. RefSeq names its product putative pentatricopeptide repeat-containing protein At1g12700, mitochondrial. Lineage: Eukaryota; Viridiplantae; Streptophyta; Magnoliopsida; Caryophyllales; Amaranthaceae. Gene Ontology annotation, molecular function: protein binding. Bases 1 to 2007 code for a protein of 668 amino acids. The transcript has 3 exons. The record is from RefSeq and is a predicted model, not a curated record.